Molecule: messenger RNA, 870 nt
Organism: Nylanderia fulva
Lineage: Eukaryota; Metazoa; Arthropoda; Insecta; Hymenoptera; Formicidae
Source: RefSeq, a predicted model, not a curated record
AUGGACGAUUCGCUAGAGUCGAAAAACAAUACCGCUCUCGCGAGACGCGCUCAUUACAUUCGAGGUGGGCGAGCGAUAGAUCUUAUAGGACAUCUCUAUUGCGACGUCUUCAAUCAAGACAAAUUCUUAAUUAACGGUGUGGAAGUACGUCUGAGACUCGUCCGCUUGAAAGAUUCGUUUUGCCUCAUGGAAAGUAACGGUGCGUCGAAAAUACAUAUUUUCAAUGCUAGCUUACUAGUGAGAAGAGCGAAAAUAAGCCCUGGAGUGUUACUGGCGCAUGCUAGAAUGCUGAGUAAAGUUACGGCCAAGUAUCCGCUUACGAGAGUCGAGGUUAAAACAUUCACAAUUCACAGUGGCGUUGCGGGUGAAUCAUUAGAUAAUGUAAUACUAAGCCAAUUACCAAAACGAAUAAUAGUAGGAUUCGUUAAUAAUAAAGCAUUUAAUGGAAAUAGAAAAUUAAAUCCGUUUAAUUUUAAAAAUUACGGUAUAAAUUUCUUCUCUCUGUACGUCGACGGUAUGCAAAUUUCCAAUAGGUCAUUACAACCGAUUUUCUCGUCGGAAGAACCGCUUUACGUCGAUGCUUAUCAAACACUCUUCGCAGGAACAGGUAUCCAUUUCUUGAAUGAGGGAAAUUCUAUAAGUAGAGACGAUUAUUCCAAGGGAUACACGCUUUUCGCUUUUGAUCUCACACUCGAUUUGUCUGCCAAUUUCGCCGGGCAUUGGAAUCUCGUGAGACAUGGCAGUUUACGAUUAGAAGUACGAUUCGAAAAGCCACUUACCGAAACAAUUAACUGUAUUGUUUACGCCGAAUUUGAUAAUGUAAUUGAAAUCGACUCGUCGCGUCAAGUCAUCGUCGAUUUUUCCGGUUAA